AUGAGAACCCCGGGACGCCGGGGCGCGGCCGGGCGCGGUGCCAUCUGCGAGCCCUUCCCUCACGAUGUGCCCCGUGGUGACCGGGGUGCGGAGGAGAGUGUCCCCGGCAGCCUGAGUCUUCGGGGAGUAAGCAAAGGCAUCACCGGGUUUCGCCCAGGAGCACACCACCACCUUCGGGCCAGGCCUCCUGCCAGAGGAUUCCCAGGGAAACAGCACCACCUGCGUGCCAGGUCCCCUGCUGGACGACCCCCCGCGGCAGAGCAGCACUCCAGUGCCAGGCCCCCUGCUGGAGGGCGCCCUGGAGAACAGCAGACCCUCCUCGCUAGGCCCCAGUCUGGAGGACGCCUGGGAGUACAGCGUCACCUCCAUGCCAGGCCCCCAGCCAGAGGCGGAGGAGGAAUCAGGACCAACACCAUCAGUCCAGCCCCCCAGCCCUCCAGCACCACCCUAAGACCUCCCCCAAGAGGUAGCUGGCACCUCCAGCACCAUAACAAUGCACUGGCCCCAUUAGGAGGAACCAGCCAGGAAAAAAAAAAAGGCAGACAAGGUGGGAGGGCCAGAGCCAGGAGGAUCCUAAAUUCCAUCUGGAGAUUUUGCUGCUGCUGCCCACCAUUCGGACCCCACAACAAGACAAAGAACAUCUACUGCCACACCCAGCAGAAACUCCCUCCCCUCCACCCCAAAGCUCAGCCGCCCAGUGGCCAUGGUGAACAGGAGCAUACCAGGGGAGGGGCAAGGCUCUGGAGAGGGCUCAGGGGCUGGGCCCAGUCAGAGGCCCAGCAUGAGACGCACAGGACUGCAGCACAGAAGUCUGGGCAGCACCGAUGGCCCUGGAACACAGAUGUCCCUGGAGCAGAGCAGGUCAUUGGUGGUGCAAGGAGGCAGCUGCUGAUGGACAGACUGGCUCCCCACUGCAGGGGGGGCCUCCAGGGGACCUGCUCUGCCUGUGCUGGGGCAUGGAGGCAUCUGAAUUCUCUUUCUCUGCCUGCAGGAGACAGUCAGAAAUGGAUUGUUCUGUUAACAUGUCUAUCCCAUAAAACAUUAAAUCAUUGUUUGACACCGACUGCAUUUGCUUCUCAUGUAUGAAUGCACCCACACUCC
Molecule: messenger RNA, 1101 nt
Organism: Talpa occidentalis (Iberian mole)
Lineage: Eukaryota; Metazoa; Chordata; Mammalia; Eulipotyphla; Talpidae
Exons: 3
Coding region: 1-1086 (361 amino acids)
Source: RefSeq, a predicted model, not a curated record